Cladocopium goreaui is the source of this 1064-nucleotide messenger RNA. The record is from the annotation of a GenBank genome assembly. Lineage: Eukaryota; Dinophyceae; Suessiales; Symbiodiniaceae.
GUUCACUUCCCGGUUUCAGUGGAGUGGGAAUCCACUCGACGCUGCCGGUUUUCGCAGUGGCCACCUUCAACGGGGAGGUUGGCGCGAUGGAUGAUGAUGCUCCGUUGUCAAACUUGAAAAAUGUGAACAUCAAGUCAUCAGCGGUUGACGAUAACAUGACCCUAGCCGCUUUGGCGCAAGCAAAGCCUAAGGCGGACACAAAUGGCAAGUCUACAGGCGGCAAACCCAAAGCAGGAAAGGGAAAGGGCAAGGCAAAGGGCGCUGCAAAAAAGAAAGAAGAGAGGCAAAGUUCAAGUAGUGACAGCUCCAGCAGCAGUAGCAGUGACAGCUCUGAUGAAGGAGACCAAGGAGAUAACAAGAAAGCCAAGGCAAAGGCCACCAAAAGUCAGAGGAUGGCACUGCUGAAGAGGGAAAGAGAUGGGCCGGACGAGGACGCAGAUGAAGAAGAUAAGAAAGACAAUCUGGUCAAGAAGCGCGAUCGCACACCCAAACAGCAGGUUGUAGCGGAUCUACUUUGCAGAUGGUGGUAUGCACUUCCUGACUGGCCACCUGACGACCAGGAAUUCUACAAGCCAAAACUUGAAGAGAGAAAGCUUCGGCAAGUCACCAUCCAAGAGUGGGAGUGGGUGCCAGAGGAGGAUGAAAGAGGUUUCAAGAAGGUCUACCAGCUUUCGCAGUUUCGUGGAGUCUUUCGCAACUCCUCAGGGGAAAUGAUUGAUUUGCGGCCGCAGGAGACGUGUCCAUGCUUUCAGAACUUCAUGAAGAAGGAUUUGCCCGAGCUCUACGACUUGCUGGUGAAAGCCUACGAGGGUCAGCUCAAAGAUCUAGCGAACUCCAAGUACAAUGAGGAAAGGUUCAGAAAGGAGCUGGAGGCUAGCCUCAACAAAACUCGUAACAAGAGCUACGAGGCCAAAAAGAUCGCGGGCCCAAAAAGAAGCAGGAUAGCUUGAGUGGUUGGACAAAGACCACCAUGCACGUAGCCUGCAAGUCGCACCUGCAGCUUGAAUUGCCAUGCAACAGGCUGCUGAACGAAAUUCUAGAGGUUGCUUGGGAGCGACUGAAAA